Lindgomyces ingoldianus is the source of this 3082-nucleotide messenger RNA. RefSeq lists its product as uncharacterized. Gene Ontology annotation, molecular function: S-adenosylmethionine-dependent methyltransferase activity. The record is from RefSeq and is a predicted model, not a curated record. NCBI's taxonomy places the organism in Eukaryota, Fungi, Ascomycota, Dothideomycetes, Pleosporales, Lindgomycetaceae. The transcript has a single exon. Bases 269 to 2899 code for a protein of 876 amino acids.
CAUUCACUUCUGCUUCCCUCCCGAGUUCUCUCCUCUCCGUUUUGACCUCUUCGUUGAUCGAAGCAUUCACAUUUUUAUCAGUAAGCUGUUGAUCGGCUCUGGGUUAUCGCCCGCAAUUUAAUAUAUCUUCGUCGUUCGAUUUCCCGUUUAUAGUUUUCUUCUCCCCCACCCCCCCUCCAUUCCGCCCUGAUCCCAGCAACUCGGAUUCCAUCGUACCGAUUCGUAAUAAUAGCACGAGGCGGAGCUCACCUCAGCCCAAUAUACCAGUAUGCCAGAGAUACUUCCAUCUGCAGCCUACAAUCCUUCUGCACUUGGCACUCUGGACCAUCAAGAUGCCGUGUCUCCGCUGGCUCAGAGGCACACUCUUAAUACCAUUGUCGAGGACGACUCAGUCAUCCCGUACUACUACCUUGCGCCAAGACACUCACCUACGUCGACAUAUCAGUGCAGCUUAGUCUCACCAGACAGUAGCGAAGACUUCCCCACCCCCAAGGCACGUAUAUUCGACAUGAUGAGGCCGUCGCCCCAGCCAUCGCCACGAUACACCUCUUCAUCACCACACUUUUCACAACACCGAGAGAGCCUGGCAGACAGUGAUUUCGACUCCCUGUACGAUAUUACAGACGAUGAAGAGGAAGUUCCUCUCAAGUGCUCAGCAUCCGUCAAGAAAGUUGCUCGGUUAAGUCGGAAUCGCUAUCCAUCAAUUGUCAUUCCCUCACCUUCAGCAUGGCCGACCAUUGAGAAGCUUAGGAGUGCCAUGUCGUCGGUUCCCCCAACUCCUUCACAGUUGCUGCCCCCCUCCCGUCAAGGAUUGUCAUCGCUUGCAACACACCACCUACAGCUACCGGCAACAUCCGCAACCCCUUCACUAGAUGGAAGUAUGUCAUCAGAAGAAAUGGACAAAUUAAGCUGCCCAGCCACACCCGAGACACAAAACCGCCAGUCCAUCUCCAGCAUUGACGAAUGGGGACCAGUUCAACUUGAUAUGCAGGCACUUGAAACGCUCUCGCACCUCGGACACUUGUCUACAGAUCAACAGCAUGAGCGCCAAGUAUCUCAAGUUAUUGAAACUCAAGGAGGAGAAAUGCAGGAAGUAUCGCGACCUUCACUUGGACUCAACAUUCCAUCAUCAGUCAUCCAGAGUAACUCAUCAGGGAAUACCCCGCUCUCUUCACUCUCAAUUCCAUCACCGGGAGGAUUCUUUUCCUCACUCAGAGCGUCGGCUCGCCAUACAUGGAGCAUGCCAAGGAAAGCGGAGGACUCUGUACCCAAUACAUCCACCGCCGAAAACUUCUACCACGUGCCAUGGGACAGCCGAAGGAACACGAUUGCAGAGCAUGCCGUCACCCUUGCUGGGUCGACGCUUGAUGGCUACGAUGAUGGAUUGCCAACUUCUCGACCAGUUGUUCUUGGCGACAGGGACGAUGUACUCGAAGUCAAAGAGAUCAAUCCUAGCAAGACCAUUUUCCAGUACAAUGAAAAGUAUAACGCAGAGCUCCAGAAGCUGUCAACUGCAAAUCUUGAGAGGACGGGCCACUGGCUGGAAGAGCAGGAUGAACUGAAAGCUGCCCUUCGAGAGAUGAAUGAUCUGGGUUCGCCAAACCUCUCCACUGGCAGUCAUAGUCGAGGAAAUUCAAUCGACAAGACUGUAAAGAAGUCUGUCACAUUCGCCGAGGAGCCGAAGAAGUCGCCAACCAAUGAGGAGUCGCCCAAGAAAAUCGUAACUUAUGUCCAGGGAUGGGAGUAUCUUCGUGACCGAAGUCGCAAGCACGAUCCUUUUAUUCAUCGACAAACUCGUGCUGAGGCAAUGCACCUAUACCGAAGAUGCAUGCCUGCAGCUCAUAGGGAUCAACUUCUUGGCAAAUUCGAGCUCACGAAUCCAGUGCGGCCAUCUCCGCCACGACCUGUUUCGGAAUUCUACAUGGAUGACCCAACGGCGUUGAAAGAGCGCAUUGCUCGCGCUCAGAUGGAACGACAAGCGCUUGACCAGAUGAUGCCAAUCACCUGGGUCCUGCAAGCCCUCAAGCAACUCAACGGUGGAAAGCUGCUAAGCCAUCAUACCGCAAAAUCCAUUGCCCGAAUUCGUGCACCUCGAAUCCUCGAUCUUGGUGGUGUUCCUACCAACGACUGGGCGUGGCAAAUUGCCUGCGAUUAUGUGUAUGCGACAAUUACCACGGUGUACACGGCUGGCAACAAUCUCACAUCCAAUGUCAGCGGGCCAGAGAACCACAAGCACAUGAUAGUGCCCAACCUUUGGACACUGCCCUUCCCUAAUGGGCACUUCGAUGUCAUUUCAGCACGCUCACUUUACGAGCUUCUCAAAACCGACAAGCCAUUGGGUCGCUCAAUGGACGAAUACGACCUGUGUCUCAAGGAGUGCUUCCGAUGCCUGAAACCUGGUGGCAUCCUCGAAUUCUCUCUCAUCGACGCUGACAUUAUUCACGCCGGCCGUCAAGCCCAAGCUAUGGGUGUAGAGUUUGGCUUCAAUCUCAAGACUCGAGGCUAUGAUGCCGCCCCAACUAAAUCAUUCCUUCCGCGCAUCCGUAAAGCUGGCUUCCAAAACGUGCAGCGGAUGUGGAUGGUUCUGCCAAUGGGCAAAACGGCGGCUAACUGGAAAGAGACGCUUCCUGUUGGUGCUGAGACGAAACAAGAAGAAAGGAGCAUUACGCCGGAUGGCCAGGUCGAUGUUAAUCCCAGUCCGGUGUUUGGGACAACAGUCGAUGCAGCGAUGAUGACGGGGAUUGUAGGGAGCUGGGCGUGGGAGAAGUGGGUGUUGAAGUUGCAAGUCGAGAUGGGUAAGGAGGAGGAGAAGUUGUUGGAAGGCGUGGUGCAAGUUUUAGAGGAGGGUGCAAAGGAGGGGUCGGGCUGGAGAUAUUUGACCGGUUAUGCGCAAAAGUAAAAGAUAUGUGGAAUGGGUCAUGCGGGUACAUAAUCUAGGCUCACUCUGGGUUGUUACUGGCAUUAGCAUGGAGUUUUCGCGAUUUGGUGAUUUAGGGGCUGUUCGCUGCCAUUGCAUUGCAUCGUCGUAUGGUUGGGGGAUUGAUACCACUUGGCUACUGUUUCCUUUGUUGCUGAAUAAGAU